UGACGGAGUAUUCGGAUAAAAAACAUACAUAUACAGUAUUAGGGUUUCUUUCCACCAUUCCAAUUAUCCCAAAUCAACCAUGGAUCUAUUAAAAGCCUACAAUACCGGCGACGACCACCGCAUGUCCGACACGUCAUCACCGGAAUCCUCACCGCCACGUCUAACAAUUGCCCCAAAAUCCUCCGCCCCCAAAGUGGACGACACGAUGCUGUCAUUAACCGUCGCGAACAAAACCCUAACAAAACCCUUGGAUCCAACACAACACGUGGUGGGCUUCAAUCCGACGUACGAUCAACUGUGGGCCCCAAUUCAAGGACCGGCACAUCCGUACGCCAAAGACGGAAUAGCUCAAGGUAUGCGUAAUCAUAAAUUAGGGUUUGUCGAGAAUGCUAAUAUAGAUACAUUUGUAUUUGAUGAACAGUAUAAUACUUUUUAUAAAUACGGAUAUGCUGCUGAUCCGUCUGGGUCAGCUGGGUGUAAUUAUGUUGGUGAUUUGGAUAAGUUGAAAGAAACCGAUGCGUUAUCGGUUUAUAAUAUCCCGCAACACGAACAAAAGAGACGUAAGUUGGAGAAAAGGCAGGAAGCUUUGGAGAGAGAUGCUGAAGAUUUAGAUAAUGUUGAUAACCAGGAGGUCGAGAAUCCGGCGAGUGAUGCGUGGUUAGCUAUGAAUAGGAAGAGUCCGUGGGUCGGGAGGAAGGAAGGGUUACAAGGGGAAUUGAGUGAAGAGCAAAGGAAGUAUGCGGAAGAGUACGCCAAAAAGAAAGGGGAGGAACGUGACGGGAAUAAGGACAAAGGUGAGGUUAUUGCGGAAAAGAGUACGUUUCAUGGGAAAGAAGACAAGGAUUAUCAAGGGCGGUCCUGGAUUGCGCCACCCAAAGAUGCUAAGGCCAGUAAUGAUCAUUGCUAUAUUCCCAAGAGAUUGGUGCAUACGUGGAGUGGGCAUACCAAGGGGGUGUCUGCGAUUAGGUUUUUUCCCAAACAUGGGCAUUUGUUGUUGUCGGCUGGGAUGGAUAGUAAGGUGAAGAUAUGGGAUGUGUAUAAUUCGGGCAAAUGUAUGAGGACUUAUAUGGGGCAUAGUAAGGCUGUUAGGGAUAUAUCGUUUUGUAAUGAUGGGUCGAAGUUUUUGACUGCGGGGUAUGAUAAGAAUAUUAAGUAUUGGGAUACGGAAACAGGGCAGGUGAUAUCGACGUUUUCCACCGGGAAGGUGCCGUAUGUGGUUAAGUUGAAUCCGGAUGAUGAUAAGCAGAAUAUUCUUUUGGCGGGUAUGAGUGAUAAGAAGAUUGUUCAGUGGGAUAUGAAUAGUGGGCAAAUUACGCAGGAGUAUGAUCAGCAUUUGGGUGCGGUGAAUACUAUUACAUUUGUUGAUAAUAAUAGGAGGUUUGUUACUUCUAGUGAUGAUAAGUCUCUUCGUGUAUGGGAAUUUGGUAUUCCUGUUGUUAUAAAGUAUAUAAGUGAACCUCAUAUGCACUCGAUGCCUGCCAUUUCGCUUCAUCCGAAUGGGAAUUGGUUGGCAGCUCAGAGUUUGGAUAAUCAGAUUCUGAUAUAUAGCACCAGGGAACGGUUUCAGCUAAACAAGAAAAAACGUUUUGCUGGACAUAUCGUGGCUGGGUACGCUUGUCAAGUUAAUUUCUCGCCAGAUGGUCGGUUUGUCAUGUCUGGGGAUGGCGAGGGUAAAUGCUGGUUUUGGGAUUGGAAGUCUUCCAAAGUCUUUAAAACACUCAAGUGUCACGAGGGAGUGUGCAUAGGUGCUGAAUGGCAUCCUCUGGAGCAAAGUAAAGUUGCGACGUGUGGAUGGGAUGGCUUAAUUAAAUACUGGGACUAAAUGUGUUGCUGGCAAAUGUCAUGCUUUCUCACUCGUUGGACAACUGAAACUGUAGUGCUGGAUUUUAAAGGCAAAGGAUACCUUUAGAGUUAUAUUCUGGCACCAUGAUGUCUUUGCUGCAAACGCUUAUGAUAUGAUAUAUAUUUUGUUGCUGUAGGCAUACUGUAGUAACAGAUUAUAAAACUUGUAUUUUUACUUAAACUGCCAUCAAAGUUGUAUGGUUUUUCAAAUUUAGAGGUAUGAGUUUGAUAUCAUGCUUAA
Molecule: messenger RNA, 2083 nt
Organism: Erigeron canadensis
Lineage: Eukaryota; Viridiplantae; Streptophyta; Magnoliopsida; Asterales; Asteraceae
Product: pre-mRNA-processing factor 17
Exons: 2
Coding region: 80-1822 (580 amino acids)
Biological process (GO): mRNA splicing, via spliceosome
Cellular component (GO): catalytic step 2 spliceosome
Molecular function (GO): mRNA binding; protein binding
Source: RefSeq, a predicted model, not a curated record